Molecule: messenger RNA, 825 nt
Organism: Maylandia zebra (zebra mbuna)
Lineage: Eukaryota; Metazoa; Chordata; Actinopteri; Cichliformes; Cichlidae
Product: cystatin-B-like
Cellular component (GO): cytosol
Molecular function (GO): cysteine-type endopeptidase inhibitor activity
Source: RefSeq, a predicted model, not a curated record
UUAGCCUACAAACAAACGCAUCUUUUUCCGUGCGCUGGUCCAAAAUGCGGAGUCUUGUGAAUUGGCGUGUGUUUAUAACCUUUUUGGUCGUUUUUUACCAACAAAAUGUUGUCGGAGUAAAAAUGAUCGGAGGGUUGACCGAGGAGAAGCAGGCUGAUGAAGCAGUUCAAAAGAUCUGCGAUGCAAUGAAGCCUCUCGCAGAGCAGAAAACCGGGAGAAACUUCGAGGUUUUCACUGCAGAGAGCUACAAAACGCAGCUCGUAGCUGGGACCAACUACUUCAUUAAGGUCCAUGUGGGAGGAGGCGAAUAUGUUCACCUUCGUGUUUACAAGAAACUCCCAGCUUAUGGAGGAACGCUCCAGCUGACCAGACUGCAGCACCCCAAGAGUCAACAUGAUACUAUUGCAUACUUCUAAUGGGAGUACGAACCAGCCAAAGCAUCAGUGCCCACAGUAGUCAGAUUGUAAUUCAUUAAUAACCUCCCUCUUCAUGAGGGGAAAGCUUUCCUUGUUUCCAUAUAAUAACAUACUGCAGAUAAUGGAAAUAAGACUAGAUCAGUUAAAUACGAGGUGGGUAAAUAAAUAAAGCAGAAUUUUUUUUGUGUGUGUGUAAUUGUAAGAUACAUUCUGUGGUCAUAGGGGCUAUUUUUAAAGUAUUUGAUUGGUUGGGGAAUUGAACUGCCUCACAAUUCACCACUUAUGUGACUCACUUCAGAGAUGCCAUCAAGGAUAACCAGCGCAGUUUCAAAGAAACAAAUAAAACAUCUACUUUUGUCCAUAGUGAAACAGAUAAUACGUUUGAAAUAAACAUUAUGCUUUAAAAAGA